UUGUUCAGGGCUGCGAUACUGGGAAUACACACUAUCAUUUCUCUCAAAAUAACAAGAUCUCUGUCUACAACAUUGGUCGAGAACUUCAGAAACGAGCGCGUUUUUCUUGGAUCCGGAUAACCGAUUUGGGUCUCCAUCGUCCUUCGUUAAUUUUAAUAGGUUUAAUGACGAGUUAAAUGUGGAUUAUCGGCACGGCAAAUGCUGUUGUUAUUUGGAAGUAAAUAAAAGAGCAAGAUAGAUCAAUGCUGCGGGAUAAACUGAAGGAGGGAUCUCCAGGUUUCUGACGUGUUCUGGUAAUAUCAAUGACAUAUCUGGAGUGGACGAGGGAUUUGCGUGAAUUUUGAUGCGUGUGGGGUAGUUGAGUGACCACUUGUACUGCAUCUCCCCUUUGGUUUGCCUUCCCUCCUUUCUCCCCUUUAGCUGUGAAAUCUUCUUCACAGACAGACUCGUUGAACCCCUCGGUCCCCGCAUGACAUGGUUCAGUCCAGCUGCGAGAUCCGAGCCUCCUCGAUGCAUUGGGAUUUUUCUCAGCGCCGACACCGAGUGAAUCUCCCUUUUCAGACCAUCUGAGAACUACCGUGCCUGCCGGAAAAAAGAAAAACCCCUGCCAUGACCACCGCCUCAAACCGGGACGGAGCAACGGGACUUGCGAGGAGACCGGAAUGCGCAUGCAGGAGAGGGGACGGAAUACGAAUUUUUGCGCUAAUGAAGGCGGGAGUACAGGCGCACCAUUGGAGCCGGGUGCUGUUCUUAUAUAUGGGGCUACUGGCUGCCUCGGCAAAGGCUCAGAACUGCAGUUACACACUACACAAUCCCAAUGGGACGAUAGAGAGCCCCGGCUAUCCUUAUGGGUACCCCAACUAUGCCAACUGUACAUGGGUGAUCGUGGCAGCAGAACACAACCGAAUACAGCUGGUGUUUCAAGGCUUCGCCCUGGAGGAGGAUUUUGACAUCUUGUCUGUGUAUGAUGGGCCGCCCAGUCCUGGGAACCUGCGGACACGGUUAACGGGGUUCCAGCUGCCUUCACCCAUUGUGAGUACAGGCUCCAGGCUCACACUGUGGCUACUGUCUGACUACGCUGUCAGUGGACAGGGAUUUAAGGCUGCCUAUGAAGCCUUGCCCAGCUAUACGUGUGGCAACCCUGGGCAGCUACUCAAUGGCCACCAGCAGGGAUCCACCUUCAACAUAGGGGAUAAGAUCCGCUACAGCUGCAGCCAGGGCUACGUGCUGGAGGGUCACACCACCCUGUCCUGCCUCGCCACAUCAGCUGGCACCGCUGCCUGGGACUUUCCCCUGCCCUACUGCAGAGCGGAUGACGGUUGUGGAGGCACGCUUCGUGGCCAAAGUGGGGUGAUCACAAGCCCCAACUACCCAGCGGAGUACAACAACAACGCCGACUGCACCUGGACGGUGCUGGCUGAGCCGGGAGACACCAUCGCCCUGGUGUUCUCCGACUUCCAGCUGGAGGACGAUUAUGACCUGCUGGAGGUCAGCGGCACCGAGGGCUCAUCACAAUGGUUUACUGGCCCAAACCUUCCCUCACCCAUCAUCAGCAGCAAGAACUGGCUGCGACUGCACUUCACCUCCGAUGGCAACCACAAGUUGAGAGGCUUUAGUGCCCAGUACCAAGUUAAGAAGAUGACUGAGCUCAAGUCUCGAGGUGUGAAGAUGCUGCCCAGCAAAGACAACCACCACAAGAUAUCAGUGUUGUCUCAGAUGGGUGUGGCGCAGGGCCACAACAUGUGUCCAGACCCAGGGAUCCCAGACCGAGGAAAAAGAAAAGGCUCUGACUUCAGACGCGGGGCCACAGUGCAUUUUUCCUGCGAUGAGGGCUACGAACUGCAGGGCUCGAAGAGCAUCAGCUGUCUGCGGGUGACGGACAGUUACGUGGGCUGGAGCGAUGACCGCCCCAUCUGCAGAGCACCCAUGUGUGGAGGUCAGCUGAGAGGACCCAAUGGCAUCAUCACCUCUCCAAACUAUCCGGUCCAGUACGACAACAACGCUAACUGUACCUGGGUCAUCACAGCCACGGAUACAUCCAAGGUGAUCAAGCUGACGUUUGAGGAUUUUGACCUGGAGCGUGGCUACGACACCCUGACAGUCGGGGACGGCGAGGUGGUGGGAGACCAGAAGACCGUCUUCCACGUCCUGUCUGGCACGACCACUCCAGACCUGGUCGUCAGCACCAGUCACCAGAUGUGGCUCAACUUCAAAACAGACGACACCAGCGGCUCCCUGGGCUUCAAGGUGUCAUAUGAAGAAAUUGACCAGGGCAGCUGCGGAGAUCCUGGUAUCCCGGCUUACGGCAAGCGGGAGGGGACCGGCUUCCGUCACGGGGACAGACUGUACUUUGAGUGUCUGCCUGCCUUCGAGCUGGUGGGCAAGAAGAACAUCACCUGUCAGAAGAACAACCAGUGGUCAGCAAAGAAGCCCAGUUGUGUUUUCUCCUGUUUUUUCAACUUCACCACUCCGUCGGGGGUGCUGCUGUCUCCCAACUACCCUCAGGAGUACGGUAACAACAUGCACUGUGUGUGGCUGAUCAUCACCAAGCCGGAGAGCCGAAUCAAUCUGGCCUUCAAUGACCUCAGCAUGGAGAAACAGUUUGACUUCCUCUCCAUCAAGGACGGGGGGAAGGCUGAGUCUCCUAUCCUGGGUACCUUCUCGGGUGAUGUACUGCCUCCCCCCAUAACGACUAGUGCCCAUGUCGCACGGCUGGAGUUCCUGACUGACCACACGUACACCGACAGAGGCUUCAACAUCACUUUUACAACAUUCCGUCACAAUGAGUGCCCAGACCCAGGUGUACCCGUGAACGGGAAGCGUUUCGGCGAGAGCCUUCAGCUGGGCAGCUCCAUCUCUUUCCUGUGCGAGGAGGGUUUUGUCAAGACCCAUGGCUCCCAAACCAUCUCCUGCAUCCUGAAGGACGGCAAUGUCGUGUGGGACAACGCAGUACCUCGCUGUGAAGCUCCGUGUGGAGGGGAUCUGAAGGCUCCCAGUGGGAUCAUCCUCUCCCCUGGCUGGCCAGAACUCUAUAAGGAGGCCCUCAACUGUGAAUGGAUCAUUGAGGCUCCUCCAGGCUACCCCAUCAAGAUCAUCUUUGACAAGUUCCGCACGGAGGUCAACUAUGAUGUCCUUGAGGUACGCGACGGGCGCUUCCCCUCUUCACCUCUGAUUGGCAGUUACCAAGGCACCCAGGUCCCGCAGUUCCUCAUCAGCACCUCCAACUUCCUCUAUCUCCUCUUCUCCACUGACAAGAGUCAUUCUGACAUCGGCUUCCGCAUACGAUAUGAGACCCUGCAGUUACAGUCAGAUCACUGCGUUGACCCUGGCAUCCCAGUCAAUGGACAGCGUCAUGGCAAUGACUUCUACGUGGGCGCCUUGGUGACAUUUAGCUGUGAUGCAGGGUACACUCUCAGUGACGCAGAGCCUUUAGAGUGUGAACCCAAUUUCCAGUGGAGCCGCCCCCUGCCAAGCUGCGAUGCGUUGUGUGGAGGUUACAUCCAGGGGAACACCGGCACCAUCCUGUCACCCGGCUUCCCGGACUUCUACCCGCACAACCUCAACUGCACAUGGAUGAUCGAGACCUCUCACGGCAAAGGUGUCCAGUUCACCUUCCAUACAUUCCACCUCGAGAGCCCGCAUGAUCAUUUGUUGGUGACAGAGAAUGGCAGCUUCUCUCAGCCCCUGUGGAGACUGACUGGCUCCACACUGCCCCCACCACUCAGUGCAGGCCUGUUUGGGAACUACACCGCUCAGAUCCGCUUCCUCUCGGAUUUCUCCGUCUCCUACGAGGGAUUCAACAUCACCUUCUCAGAGUAUGACCUGGAGCCGUGCGAGGACCCGGGCAUCCCCCCUUACAGCACGAGGAAGGGUCUGCAGUAUGGGGUGGGCGACGCCCUCAUCUUUUCCUGCUUCCCAGGUUACCGACUGGAGGGGCCGGCGAGGGUGGUGUGUUUAGGGGGCAGGAGGCGGGUGUGGAGCUCCCCUCUGCCAAGGUGUGUUGCUGAAUGCGGCUCGUCCGUGACUGGCAUGCAAGGGGUGCUGCUCUCACCCAACUACCCCGGUUACUACGGCAACAACCACGAGUGCAUUUACUCCAUCCAGACUCAGCCUGGUAAAGGCAUCCAGCUCCGAGCACGAGACUUCAGACUGGAGGAGGAUGACAUGCUCAAAGUGUUUGAUGGUAGCAGUAACCAGGCGCGUCUGCUGGGGGUGUUUACAGGCAACGAGUUGUUAGACACCACCCUCAACUCCACCUCUAGCUCCAUGUGGCUGGAGUUCAUUAGCAAUGCAGAAAAUACCAGCAAAGGCUUUGAGCUGCAUUUUAUCAGUUUUGAGCUGGUUAAGUGUGAGGACCCAGGCGUUCCCCAGUUUGGUUACAAGCGAGAGGACAAGGGUCAUUUUGCCGGGAGCACCGUGUCAUAUAGCUGUGACCCAGGCUACACCCUGAGGGGUCCCGAGGUGCUCACCUGCCUGAGGGGGGAGAGGAGGGCAUGGGACAGCCCCCUCCCACUCUGUGUUGCGGAGUGCGGCGGCUCCAUCAAAGAUGAGCCGGCAGGUCGAAUCCUCUCUCCGGGCUACCCGGCUCCAUAUGAGCACAACCUGCACUGUGUGUGGACCAUCGAGGCCGCCCCCGGAAGCACCAUUAGUCUGCACUUCCUGGUUUUCCACACGGAGGAGGUCCAUGAUGUGCUGCGGAUCUGGGAUGGGCCCCAGGACGGAGGCGUCCUGCUGAGGGAGCUGAGCGGCUCGGUGCUGCCCCCUGACGCCCACAGCACCUUCAACACCGUCAGCCUGCAGUUCACCACCGACUUCUUCACCAGCAAGCAGGGCUUCGCUCUGCAGUUCUCCGUCUCCACUGCCACAUCGUGUAACGACCCCGGCAUGCCCACCAACGGGACUCGCAGCGGGGACAGCAGGGAGCCCGGGGACCAUGUGGUGUUCCAGUGUGAUCCUGGCUAUGUCCUGCAGGGAGCCAACAAAAUCACCUGCACUGAGAUCAACAGCCGUUUCUUCUGGCAGCCAGACCCUCCUACCUGUACAGCUCCAUGUGGCGGGAACCUGACCGGUCCCAGUGGGCUGAUUCUGUCUCCAGAGUAUCCUGAGCCUUAUCCCCAUGGCAGAGAGUGUGACUGGACAGUUACCGUCACACCUGAUUACGUCAUCGCUCUCAACUUCAACCAGUUCAGCUUGGAGCCCAGUUAUGACUUCUUACACAUCUACGACGGGCCAGACUCCCUCAGCCCCUUGCUGGGUAGUUUCUACGGCACGGACGUUCCAGAUCGCAUCGAGAGCAGCUCCAACACACUUUUCCUGGCUUUCCGUAGCGACGCCUCCCUUAGCAGCAAUGGAUUCGUGCUGCAGUACACAGAGAACCCUAGGGAGUCUUGCUUUGAGCCGGGCCUGGUGCGCAACGGGACGCGGGUGGGCGCCGACCUCAAGCUGGGCUCCACCGUCACCUACCACUGCGACAGCGGCUACACGCUAGAGGGAGACCCUACCCUCACUUGCAUCAUGGGGGGAGACAGCAAGCCCAGCUGGAACAAACCCAAACCCAUCUGCAUUGCUCCAUGUGGUGGACAGUACUCGGGUUUGGAGGGAGUGGUUUUGUCUCCCGGUUACCCCGGCAACUACAGCAGCGCACGGACCUGUCUGUACUCUGUGGUCGUGCCCAAGGACUAUGUGGUGUUCAGCCAAUUCGCCUUCUUCCAGACGGCUCUGAAUGACGUGGUGGAAGUCUACGAUGGAGCGACGCAGCACUCUCGGGUCCUCAGCUCGCUGUCUGGAGCGCACACAGGCGAGUCAUUGCCAUUAGCAACCUCCAACCAAAUCCUGAUCCGCUUCACCUCCAAAGGCCAAGCCAGCUCGAGAGGAUUCCACUUGGUCUAUCAGGCUGUGCCGAGGACCAGUGCCACCCAGUGCAGCUCGGUGCCUGAGCCCCGAAAUGGCCGCCGUAUGGGCAACAACUUUGCUGUGGGCGCGGUGAUCCGCUUUGAGUGCAGUCCAGGUUACAUACUGGAGGGCUCCAGCGCCAUUGAAUGUCUGACAGUUCCCAAUGCCUUGGCACAAUGGAACAGCUCCAUCCCCAGCUGCAUAGUACCGUGUGGAGGGAAUCUGACUCAGCGAACUGGGACUAUCUUGUCUCCUGGCUUCCCUGAGCCUUACCUCAACAGCCUCAACUGCGUGUGGAAGAUCACUGUUCCAGAGGGGUCGGGAAUCCAGAUCCAGGUGAUCAGUUUUGUCACCGAGCAGAACUGGGACUCGCUGGAGGUGUUUGAUGGAGGGGACAACACCGACACCAUGCUGGGCAGCUUCUCAGGCACCACCGUCCCGGCUCUCCUCAACAGCACCUCCAACCAACUCUACCUCCACUUUUUCUCUGAUAUCAGUGUGUCUGCGGCUGGGUUCAGACUGGAGUACAAAACGGUGUCACUGACCAACUGCCCAGAGCCUGUGGUUCCCAUGAAUGGCAUCAAGGUCGGGGAGCGCCUUCAGAUGAACAAUGUGGUGUCUUUCCAGUGUGAACCUGGAUACACUCUACAGGGGAACUCACACAUCUCCUGUAUGCCAGGAACCGUGAGGCGAUGGAACUACCCGCCUCCUCUCUGCAUAGCUCAAUGUGGCGGAAUCCGGGAAGAGAUGGAGGGCAUGAUCCUCAGCCCUGGUUUCCCUGGCAACUACCCUAGCAACAGUGACUGCACCUGGAGAAUCUACCUGCCAGUUGGUUAUGGGGCCCACAUUCAGUUCCUCAACUUCUCAACUGAGGCUAACCAUGACUUCCUAGAGAUACGCAAUGGUCCCCUGGAUACCAGCACUGUGAUUGGCCGAUUCAGCGGGCAGGAUGUUCCCUCCUCCCUGCUCACCACCUCCCAUGAGACCACAGUAUACUUCCAUAGUGACCAUUCACAGAACAAACCAGGCUUCAGGUUUGAGUACCAGGCCUAUGAGCUGCAGGAGUGCCCUGAUCCAGAGCCUUUCCGUUAUGGAGUGGUAGUGGGUGCUGGCUACAACGUGGGCCAGUCCAUUUCCUUUGAGUGUCUACCAGGGUAUCAGCUAAUGGGACACUCCAUACUCACCUGUGAGCAUGGCACCACCCGCAACUGGGACCACCCCUUCCCUCGCUGCGAAGCGCCCUGUGGUGGAAACAUCACAUCAGACAAUGGCACCAUCUUCUCCCCGGGCUAUCCAGAGGAGUAUCCCAGCUCAGCUGACUGCUCCUGGCUGAUCUCGGUGGCUCCCGGCCUGGGAAUCAAACUCAACUUCACCCUGCUUCAGGUCCACGGCCCUCACGACUUCAUCACUGUCUGGGAUGGCCCACAGGAGACGGCCAGGAAGCUGGGCGUUUUCACAGAUGGGGAGCCUAAUGACCCGCCCAGCAGCACAUCCAAUCAGGUGCUGAUACGUUUCCGUAGCAACACAGAGAAAGGCGGUCUGUUCCGAAUCAACUACCAAGCCUACAGACUGCAGUUUUGCCUGCCUCCCCCCAUUAUCCCAAAUGCAGAGAUCCUGAUGGCAAGCAAGGAAUUUAAAAUUGGUGACAUAGUGCGCUACCGAUGUCUUCAGGGCUACCAGUUAAGUGGAAACAACAUUCUGACCUGCCGUCUGGGGACCCACCUGGAGUUUGAAGGACCUCCGCCCUCAUGUGAUGUGACGUGCCCUAUGAAUGAAGUGCUGACGGCUUCCACAGGUGUCAUCAUGAGUCAGUCACCUGGCAGCGGCCUCCCCCAUUUCGAGUCGUGCUCCUGGGUGGUCAAAGUGGAGCCUGGCUACAACAUCACCUUCACCAUCGAGCACUUCCAGACCAGCCGGCAGUUUGACGAGCUUGAAAUCUUUGAUGGCCCAUCCAGACAAAGCCCUCUUCUUAUCACGCUCAGUGGUAACUACUCCAGCCCACUGAGUAUCACCAGCUCCAGCAACAAGGUCUACCUGCACUGGUCCUUCGACCACACCACCAGCCACAAGGGCUUCCGCAUUCGCUACUCAGCGGCCUACUGCAGUCCUCCAAACAACCCUGUAAAUGGCACGGUGCACAGUCUGACAGGCACUAAGCUGGGCAGCACCCUGCGUUUCAGCUGCGAUCAGGGCUUCCGGCUCAUUGGCCAGAGCAGUGCCACCUGCACUCGGACCCCACAGGGGAUCUACCAGUGGAAUGCACCGGUACCUCUUUGCCAAGUCAUGUCCUGUGGAAUGCCAGUGCCUCCAGUAAAUGGCAGUAUCGUAGGGCAGGACUUCACUUUGGGAGCCAGGGCCAUGUACCAGUGUAACCCCGGCUUCCGUCUGGCUGGACCCAUCACCACCUCAGUGGUCUGUCAGGAAUCUGGAAGAUGGAGCCCCAUUGAAGCCCCACCCAGAUGCAUACCGGUGACCUGCCCUGACAUUGGCCACUCAGCCGUGGAACAUGGGAGGUGGAGGCUGAUCUACGGGACUCAAAACCAAUAUGACGCUAUUAUGAUGCUUGUGUGUGACCCAGGAUAUUAUUAUAGGGGUCAAAGGGUCAUCCGCUGCCAGGCCAACAGCACCUGGAACUACCCGGAUCCUCGCCCCGCCUGCGAGAUUAUCUCCUGUGGCGACCUUGGGACUCCGCCAAACGGGAACAAGAUUGGAACGCUGACUGUGUACGGAGCCACAGCCAUUUUCUCCUGCAACACAGGAUAUACCUUGGUGGGCUCGCGGGUCCGAGAAUGCAUGUCCAAUGGGCUUUGGAGUGGAUCACAGGUCCAGUGUCUUGCUGGCCAUUGUGGCACUCCUGAGCCCAUCGUGAAUGGUCAGAUCAUUGGGGAGAACUAUAACUACCGAGGCAGCGUGGUGUACCAGUGUAAUCCAGGAUUUCGUCUCAUCGGGGUAUCAGUGCGAAUCUGUGAACAGGAUCAUCGCUGGUCCGGACGCACCCCCUUCUGUGUCCCGAUCACAUGCGGUCACCCUGGCAACCCCACCUUCGGUGUGACCCAGGGAACCCAGUUCAACCUGAAUGAUGUCGUGCGCUUUGUCUGCAAUACCGGAUAUGUUCUACAGGGGUCUGUUAAAUCUACCUGCCAAUCGAAUGGCCAGUGGAGCAACACACUUCCCAAGUGUAAAAUUGUGAACUGUACAGAGCCAGGCCAUGUAGAAAAUAGCAUCAGGCAGGUACUACCCAGCGGGCCACAUCGCUACAGCUUUCAGACCACUGUGACAUACAGCUGUAACCCAGGCUACUACCUGCUGGGCACCAGCUCCAUCUCCUGUCAGGGGGACGGCACCUGGGACCGCUCCCUGCCCAAGUGUCUGCUGGUACUGUGCGACCGCCCCAGUAUGCCGCCCUACGCCCAGAUCUCGGGCGACCGUCGGACGGUGGGCUCAGUCAUCCGUUUCAGCUGUAUUGGCCAGCGCACCAUCAUCGGCAACACAACACGCAUGUGCCAGCUGGAUGGCCAGUGGAGCGGCUCGUUACCACACUGCUCCGGUGAGUCUGCGGGGCUGUGCGGUGAUCCGGGCAUACCCGUGCACGGUAUCCGUCUUGGGGAAGAGUUCACGGUGGGCAGCGUUGUCCGGUUCAGCUGCGAGCCUGGCUACAUGCUGCGGGGGUCGCCGGAGAGAACCUGCCUGGCUAACGGGACCUGGCUGGGCACCCAACCCGAGUGUCACGUGAUUUCCUGUGGAAACCCCGGAACUCCACGAAAUGCCCAGAUCCUGAUCCACGACGGACUCACAUUUUCCCGCUCCAUCACUUACACCUGCCGGGAGGGUUACUAUUCUACUGGCCUACUCACCCGACACUGUACCGUCAACGGGACCUGGACCGGCAACAUGCCUGAGUGCUCAGUGAUCAACUGUGGUGACCCAGGGAUGCCAGCCAACGGUGUGAGGGUGGGGAAUGAUUUCACCUACAACCAUACUGUCAGUUUCCAGUGUUCUCCUGGUUUUACCAUGGACGUCGAUCGAGCCUCCACACUCAUCUGCACUAAGGAUCGUACUUGGAACGGCACCAAGCCACUCUGUAAAGCGAUCGUGUGCGCCCCACCUCCCACCAUCCCCAAUGGACAGGUGGUGGGCACAGACUUCACCUGGGGCUCCAGCAUCAGCUACUCCUGCAACCAAGGAUACCAGCUCUCCCUGCCCACCGUCUUAACCUGCCAGGGCAUGGGCAACUGGAGCGGAGAGAGGCCUCAGUGCUUCCCUGUGUUCUGUGGAGAUCCUGGGAUCCCAGCCCAAGGGAGGAGGGAGGACCGUGGCUUCACCUACCUCUCCUCGGUGUCCUUUUCCUGCUAUCCUCCCCUAGUCCUUGUGGGCUCCACCAGGAGAUACUGCCAGUACGAUGGCACCUGGAGUGGGACGCAGCCCUCCUGCAUAGAUCCCAGUCACACUACCUGUGGAGACCCUGGCACUCCCCUCUUUGGAAACCAGAACAACAGUCAAGGCUACCAGAUCAGCAGCACAGUGUUCUUCAGCUGCAGAAAGGGCUACCUGCUGCAGGGCUCCAUCUCCCGCACCUGCCUGCCCAACCUCACCUGGAGCGGCUUUCAACCUGAGUGCAUUGCCCACCACUGCAGCCAGCCAGAGCUGCCAGCUCAGGCUGAUGUGAGCGCCAUAGAGCUGCCCUCCCUGGGUUACACGCUGAUCUACACAUGCCAGCCGGGCUUCUACUUGGCUGGGGGAUCAGAGCACAGGACCUGCAGGUCCGAUGGAAGCUGGACCGGGAAGCCGCCUCUCUGCGCAGCUGAUAACCGCCCAAGUGGUAAGAGCCCAGUGGGGACAGUGCAGGAGCCACCCUCCAAACUACCAGUGCCAGGCGGUGUGUUUGCUAAGAACUCUUUGUGGAGGGGGUCAUAUGAGUACCUCGGGAAGAAGCAGCCGGCCAUGCUCAGCAUCAACGCCUUCGAACCCUUCAGCAACCGGGUCAACGGAACGCUUAUCGACCACAGCGGAGUGGAACUCAAGCUGGCCGGUACAUAUAAGAGGGAGGAAGCCCAACUGCUGCUUCAGGUUCACCAGAUCAGAGGCCCUGUGGAGAUCUUUGUCAACAAGUUUAAAAUAGACAACUGGGCUCUCGACGGGCAUGUGUCCUACAUUUCUUCGUCCAACUCUUUUGUGUACCAGGGAUUCGUCCGAGGGAAAGGCUUCGGCCAAUUUGGUCUCCAAAGACUGGAGAGUUUAGACCCCAGCAGAGACAACCCAGGCUACAACUUUGCCUCUAACAGCAGUUCUGUGGCAGCAGCCAUCCUAGUGCCUUUUAUAGCCAUGAUCAUUGCAGGCUUCGCUCUGUACCUCUACAAACACCGAAGAAGACCCAAAGUCCCCUUCAACGGCUACGUGGGCCAUGAGAACACUAACGGACGAGCUACGUUUGAAAACCCCAUGUACGACCGCAACAUCCAGCCCACGGACAUCAUGGCCAAUGAGACAGAGUUCACGGUCAGCACAGUGUGUACAGCAGUAUAGCGACUGCUUCCUCCAGAGGUAGGGGAAGAGAAGGGCACCCAAUCUUUGCCUGCCUGCCAGUCGAGGACAUCCAUAGUUCCCCGGGCAGAGAGGGAGGAAGAUUAUUUUACCCGCUGAAACACAUUCAAGAUACAACUCCUCCACAGGCAAAGGCUCUUUCCCGCGAGAGACAAGACAAACAAAAAGAAACCAUGUCAAGAUAACAAUGACAACAACAAACGCCAACGACGACUACAAAAAGCUUUUUGCAACUUUACAUGGUUUCUUUUUCACUUUCCAUAUUUUGAGGAAUAGCUUCCACCUGAAACUGCAGCUGGCGAGAGCCACGCUGCCAGCAACGCUGUGAUGACUAUUCUUACUGUCCUUUCGCCUAAACCCAAAGGGAAUUUAAUGGUCAACUUUAAACAAAGAAAUUGGCCUGUAGCUAACAGAGAUCUCUGUGCAAGUGAACUGUGUGGCGGACAGCUCUGUGCGAACCUGUGUUAGUCAGAGAGAGACAGUCUGGACUGUUUUGAUUAUUUCUUCUCUCUCUCUCUCUCUUUUCCAUUGGCUUUUUUUUAUAUAUACACUGCUUGCUUUCUUUGGAUACCAGAUGAGUAAUUGGGCACCCUGUUUUUCCUCGACCGUCUGCUCCUGAGGCUCUUUAAAAGUUUCACUUCAGGCCAUAAGUCUCUGGCUGAGGAUGAAUUAAAAGUUUAGUGAGUUUUGAAGGCCAUUUUGGAGACAAGGAUUCUAUCAUUAUUACUUUUUGAGCUUGACUUGUCCUUUUCUUGUAAAGCAGGGAUGAAAUUCUGCUUGCUAAGGCAGCUGUGUCCAGAGCAGGGGUUAAAAGGUAGCUAGGGCUGCGGAAAAAAAGCACUUAGUGAGGCUGCGGAGAGAAUCUGUGUGCGCGCGCGCGUGUGUAUGUGUGUGGUUUCGUGCACACACUUGUUGUGGCUGUAUCAGCAAUCUGCCCCAAAGCAUCUCCUGUCUAUCUUUUUCUGUUAUCACUAAGCCCCCAAAGAUUCAACCAGACACAGUUUAGAGGAUGCUGACAUUUCAUCUUCCACUGCAGGAAACAUUUUUAGAAAUGCUAAAGAUAGGGCAUAGAAGUGUGACGUCCACAAGGAUGCUCUGGACACCUAUAAAUCAAAUUCAUGUCUGCCCAGAAUAAGUAGUGACAGUGUAUAGAACCACUGAGAAAACUAACACCGAAGGUAGCGCCGGUCCCUAAUGCCGUUCCAAGUUUUAUCCUCUUUCUCUUUUGUUUCAGUGAUUCAUGGGCAAUCACUUUUCAUUUUUGAGUCGGGGCGAGACUCGUUGCAUCAAGACACUGACAAGAAAGUGUAGCUAGAGGAAUCCUAGCCACCUCUCUAAGUGAUGCACUCAACUGGACGUGUUUAAAAAAAAAAAAAAAAAAAAAAAAAAAGAGAGAGACAGGACUCUCAGACUUGCUCCGCUGUGUGCAAACGACACAAGCGUCAGUUACUACCUUCAUGCCUCUGUUGCUCUAAGAUGCUUGAAGAGAAAAAGACAUGGGCUGGGUCAAGGUAGAGACUACAACUGUGAUACGUUUCCAUGGAUACACAAAAGCCUUGGGACCACGUUUUUGUUGUUUUUUGUUUUUUUCCUUAAAUUUUUUUUUUCUUUUCCAUUUAAAAAAAAAUAAAUAAAAGCAAAGCUGGAGCACCAACUCAAAGAGCGGCAUUCUCGUGGGGAAGAGGCCAUGUCAGAUGUCAAAUUGUCAGCCUUUGACUUUCCUUUCGCAGCCGGCACCCACCUUCCUAUGUAUUUACUCUGAGACCAAGAUGCAGUAUGUGCUCCCUAAACCUGGCCUUAGGAAAACAAAGAUGGAAGUGCGGUCAUGGUCUAGUUCGAAAAAAUCCCCAAGUGAAGGCUCUUGAAUGCAACAUUUGGAUACAACUGAGGCACUAGAGCCGCUCCCCCUGGAUUACAUUUGUCGUCCCGCAUCUUUUCUUUGAAUUAACUUCUGACAGCUCUAUCACUUUGAAUAGAGCAGCGUUGCUUUAUUUUGUCUUGGCUCAUCAUGAAAAUGUUGCAGAAGGCUCCCUCAGAGCGGUGACAGCAGGGGAGGUGAUGGCAUAGCAAUUACUCCCAUGCGCCUCAAUUGGAAAUGAUUAAGCAGAUGAUAGGAAAACAGUGUUUAUACCUCUAAUGCUACACUCCCCGAAUGUUACCCUCUGAAUAUAUGUGGGUGCCAUUUUGGAAGAGAGUGGCAGCUGGGGAGGAGGUAUAGAGAAAACACUGGUUUCCUAUUUAGUGACACAGGAAGGAGUUGACACCAGAUUGGGGCUCUGACACAAUAUAGCGGCAGGAGUUUAAGCCUAUGCUUUAGUCGGCAAAUUACACACGUGAAAUGGGGGGUAAUGGAAUUAUGAGACAUGCAGAGGAUUCAAAACAGUAAUGCCGUUGUGAUAAUAUGUGUGUCUAUGUGAGCGGUGAAGUGGAAGCCUUCCAUACGAGGAACCCGUGGCUGCAGGAUUUUAAAGACCCGGCUCCCUGCUAUUUCUGCUGAAUAGCCCCAUACAUGUGCUGUGUUAUCCCGUGGAUGCUGAGUGGGGUGAAUGGUGCUUGAGUUUCACUGCAGCAAAUUGAGCCAUUACAUGCAAUUUGCUGUCAUUUUAGCCUUCCCUCAAUGUCAAACCCAUAUCGAAUUCUGGAUUCAUCUCGCCAUUAUCACUGAGACGACAGAUUCUCAAUUAGGCUAUGCUUGACUUCAAACAACAUAUCUAAUACAGCCAUACUCAUUUGAUUUAUCACAUGCACUGUUUGACAUCCUCCCUUUUCCUCUUAGUGUGUAACACUGUUUGGAAUUAGGAGAAAAUCGGUCUCAGAUAGAUAUGUUGUGGCGCAUUAGAUUGUACAUUUUAAACAGAAACACGGCGAAGCAGUUUUCACGGUUGCCGUCGACCAACAUGCCCAACAUCGUUUUUUUGUUUUGUUUUGUUUUGUUUUUGUUUUUUGUUGGGUUUUUUUUGUUUUUUUUCAAUGAAGACUUAAAAAUCACCUACAUAAUUUCCCUCAGAAAUCCAAGCCUUUGAAACCAAUCACAGUAUUGUUCCUUCAAUCAGUUUUGCCAUGGCUUGGUAAUUGCUUUUACAAUUUUAUUACUUUUAAAGCUCGAGCUUAUCUCGACAACGCAGAUAGAAUAUCGCCCCUUGCCUCCUCCGGUCGGGAAUUGAUGGAAAAAGGCAACGAUUGAAUUACCCCAGAGAUUUCAUGGGGAGAGGAGCAGUUGCAUUCGCAUUAUCUUGAAGCCACCGCUCUUCAAUUCACAUAAUUGUAUGCGGCUGUUGUAUUAUACAUUCCCUAUAAUUUUACAUUUGAUUUACCCCAAAUAUUUUAGCAGAGUGAAUUGCAUCAUCAAAUUCCAGUUAGUUUCUGCUAAGAGGGCUCUGCAGCACACUUCCCACCUCCAUCUGUUCCUCCCAUGGCAACAUUCAACCAAGCAUUCCCACCAUAAUUUUUCAAAACUGCAUUGAGUAUUUCACAAACAAAUCUGAUUAGCCAGAACAACGUGGCGACCCAGCUACCAAGAAGGAGCUGAUUAUCUUAAAUAGAGUUAGAUUAUAUUCACAAACUUGAUACUGGAGCAUAAGCCCAGAGAACUGUGAUCAUUCUUACCCACAAGGGCUCGGUGUUUAAAAUUCAGACAGAGUUUUCAGUACUUAUACCUAUCCCACGGUUUUUACCUCUUCCAGACUCCCAGCAAGCACUUUGAGUUGAUUGUAGUGCCUUGGUACAACCCCCCGUGAUAUUGACAUGAGUAACCAGCACAAGUGGCUCUCUCUUUUUUUUUGUUUUCAGGGAUUCCACAAUCAGACAUGCUGAUAUUGCAUUUAAGGUCUGUCUACAAUUUUUCCCAGGGGUUUUGGGGAAUCACGGGGAUCACAAAACCUUAUCAAACGUUCAGAUUUGACAAAUUAAAUGUUCAUUCUGGUUUUGAGUCGUCUUUGUGUCUUUGCAUUGCCUUUCCGAACCUUCAAGAAAACAGAGAGCUUGUUAGAAUCAUCUCAUGGUCAAGUACCAUCCACUUCUUUUUUUAUUUAGUUAUUUAGUUAUUAAUUUUUGUAUUUCUUUCCCCCCGGCUCUUUUCUCUCUCCCUAAACAAACAAUGUACUCAUUUGUACUGUAUUUCGGUGUGCAAGGAUUAAUGUUUUAGAAUUAUGUGCUUGAGUGUUUGUGCAUGUCUUUGCAAGUUUUCAAAAGGAACCUUUUCAACCAAAGACAAUGAUCCAAAUUCGCCUGGAUCAUAUUAGAGUUAGAUGUAAUUAGAUUAAAAUUCACUUUUAGAUCAGUUCCUAACUUUGCUUCCUCUAGUUUCACUAGUUUGACACAUUUUUAAUAGGAACAAGAUGUUCUCUGAAAUUUAUGCCAGUAAUUUUGCAAAAAAUAAAAAAUAAAAAAUGGGACUUUCACUGAAUAGGCACUUCAUCUAUAAAACCAUUUUCCUUUUAACCCAUCUGGAUUGGUCCAGAAAGUUUUCGCAGAAAGUGAAAUGUACUAAAAUGAAAAUGUAGAUCAGUGAAUUCUGGACUGAGUUAGACUGCAGGAGUCAGAAGAGAGAGUCUUUCUGAUAGCAGCUGGCUACUUCCCGGUUCUCUUUGCAUAUUUUAAGACAGAAACUCUGUUCAUUCUAGGUUCAUUUUCGUUAUCAGCCAGACACAGCUCUGAGUUCUCUUCUGCUCGCCAUCUCUUCUGUAAUGAAACAGACCACAGCUAUGGUCUUUGAGUCCCCAAAGAGUUUACUUAAGUUUCUGAGAGUCAGGGGCUGGACCUAAAGCCUUACCAUUUUACUUAUACAUCCCUGCAGCCGGUUCUCACUUUCCAGCAGAGGCCAUAUUGCGAUGGAUGCCACACAAGACAUCUGUUGAAAAAUGAAGCUGUCCAUCUGUCACGCUGUACGCCACAUUCUGAAUCAAAUCUCAUUUGUAAUGUCCCAUCUUCCAUCGUCACUGCAUAUUGACAGCUGUGACUGAUGCUCACUCAGCUGCUGUGUUUCAGAUCUAUUUUUCAGGCCCAUUUCAUCCAGUUCGUCUGAACCGUUCAGUCCAUUUCAGUGUGUCCAGUGGUCUCAAGCAUAAGUGGGUGGGGCAGCAUUUUGAAAAACGGUUGGAUCGUAAGUGAACUUCACUUUAUUACAGGGGAAAGGAAUAGAUGGAAGAUUUCAUGAUUUGUGUCGUUGAAUAAAAUAACGAAUGUAUUUCAUUUCAUUGAGCGCAUCAGUAUAUCUGUGCUGCAUUGUAUUCUCUGUCUGUAUCCCACAGCUGCUCCUGUGUUAGUCUGCAGUAGAAAUCUUGCAGAUGUCAGUUUUGCCAAUCUGUGUUAUCCUUGGAAUGCAAAGGGAAUGACCAGUCCAUCUAGAGUAAUGUAUAACAAAAAAAUAAUAAUUUUGGAAAAGCAUUUAUUAGAGAUUAAGAGCUUAGAUUUUACAUUGCUGUAUUUUUGUCAUGUGAUGAAAUCAUUAUGUUAAGGCCCAUGGUUAAUUUUUUUUGGAAUUUCUGUUUGUUUGUUUGUUUGUUUGUUUUUUCCCUUGGCGGGGGGGCAUUAUUCCAUGCCAGUCCAGUAGAUCUCUCCAACAAGCUUCUGAAAUGAGACCCAAACUCUUAACAACUCAACCCUUAGCGCCUGAGCAACAGCACCAUGGCCCUCGAAAGCCUCAACAAACACUCUAGAAAAAACAGACAAAAAAAUAAAAGAAAUAAAUAAAACAAAAGGCAAAGAUGCAAUGGAAAUGUUUUGCUGUACACCAAAAGGGUUACCUGGAAGAAAAAGUGGACGAAAGUGAGAAUUUGAACAGACUGCAGAACUGCAGCAAGCAAACUGGGAAAGUGUGUCUCUGAGAAAAGAGAAUAUGUUAACAAACUAAACAAAAAAAAUAAAUAAAUAAACAAAAAAAAAAACUUUUUGUACAGAGAUAUAUUUUUAUGGAAAUACAUUUGUAAUAUAAAAAGAGGAGAAAAUGGAUUGACAUAUAUGUAAAUGUUUUUCUUUUUUCAUUAUUGUAGUACAAAUGCUAGUGGGGAGUAUACAAAAAUAUCUAUAUAUAUAUAAAUAUAUAUAUACAAAGAUAAAAAUAGAAACAAAGCUUUUUUUGUAAAUGUAAAAAAGAUUGUACAUAAAAAUUUACAUACAUACUGUACAUAUGUAAGACCCACCAUGGCUUGUCUGCAAUAUAUAAAAUGUAUUUUAUCCGUCUGUAUAUGAUGCUUUGCAUUGUGUCUAAGCUUAUUCUACUUUCUUGAACUUGAAACUUAUUUUGAAGGUUUUGGAAUAAAAUAUAAAAACUAA
Myripristis murdjan (pinecone soldierfish) is the source of this 17706-nucleotide messenger RNA. It is a transcript of the gene csmd2, whose product is annotated as CUB and Sushi multiple domains 2. Lineage: Eukaryota; Metazoa; Chordata; Actinopteri; Holocentriformes; Holocentridae. The record is from RefSeq and is a predicted model, not a curated record. Bases 610 to 11415 code for a protein of 3601 amino acids. The transcript has 72 exons.